UACCCCGCCAACUUAAACUGAACUUUGACCCGGAAACAUAAGGUAUGCUCAUGUUUCCACACGAAGAUGGCUGAUGAUGUUUCCAGUCUCCGUGUAGUGAGAAUAAGUGAAGAACAGUUACAGCAGACAGCACAAUGUCACACGACUAAAGCUUCCUCAGGAAACUCUGUACCCUCCAGUCAUGGUGGUUCCAGUGCCGGUAACACAGACCAGGUCAGGAGGCCACCCAGGAGACCUGCUAUGGCCAUCUACCAGCCUGGAGUCAGCAGACUAGCCAGGAAGAAGAGUGGAUCCACAGACCACGAGAAUGACAGUUCCAGCAAAGUUACUCCUGAAAGGGGUAAAACAACGAGAAAAAAGGAGACAGACACAGAAUGUGAGGUCUUGAAUACCUCUGGUGACAAAGAUGAGGUAUCAGAAGAUGUUCUGGCCUCUGAUUUUCAGCACAGAAGUUGCAGAGAUGAAACUACAAGAAAUAGCAAACGUAACAGAGAUUGUAGUUGUUCCUUGACCCCAGAGGAAACAGUUUUAGCAAAAGAUACAUCUGAUGACGCAUCAACCUCAGGGAAACCUAGGGAAGAUUUGAACAAGAAGAAAGUUGAAAGAUCUGACUGUAAAACUGGUCAUGGUAACCAAGCCAAAACAGGACGUCAGUCUAGCGCCUCUAGAAAAGAAGAUUCUCCCACAAAUGUCGAAAAGUUUGCAGGUGAAGCUGGAGAGGAGUUGAAGAAAAAGACAGCUGAAGGAUCUGAUCGUAAAAGCGGUCAAGGGAACCGUGCCAAAACAGGAAAGUCUAGCACUUCUACAAGAGAAGAUUCUCCCACUGAUGUUACAAAGUGUGCAGGUGGAUCUAGAGAAGAGUUGAAGAAAAAGACAGCUAAAAUAUCUGACUGUAGAAGUGACAAGAACCAUGCAAAAACAGGACAAUCUAGCACUUCUACAAGAGAAGAUUCUCCCACUGAUGUUACAAAGUGUCCGGGUGCAUCUAGAGAAGAGUUAAACAAAACGAAAGCUAAAGCGUCUGACCGUAGAAGUGGUAAUACUAAUAGGAACCAUGCCAAAACAGUACAGUUUAGUACUCAUACAGAUGUGGACCCUCCCACUAGUGUUGCAAAAUCUGCAGGUGGAUCUAGAGAGGAUUUGAACAGAAAGACAGCUGAAGGAUCUGUCUCUAGAACUGGUCACAGAAAGCAAGCCAAAACAGGACAUGUACACUUUAGUACUUCUCCAAAUGAAGACUCUCCCGCUAAUGUCUCAAAUCUUGCAGGUAGACGCAAAACAGGAAAACAAGAUGCAAGUUCGAAUGACCACUCGUAUGAUAACCCACAGAGUAAAGAAGUGCGACCUUCCACCUCAAAAAGUCAGCCUGAAAGAGCAUCUACGGGAAGUCACCAAAAUGUACACAGCAGAGGGAUCAUACACCUCCCUCCAGGACUGCACACUCAACAAUCGGACAAGCAGGAAACAAGAACGUGUAAUGACAGCAAGCGACUGUUUGACCCUCACAAACCCAUGGAAAGUUUCCAUCAUACAACAACCAAGUCUGAACGCGGCAUGCUUGUUGGAAAUCAGCAACAUUAUCAGUCUUCUCAGUCUCAUUAUAAUAGUUUUUCAAGAAGUGCAGCAUGUGUGCACAGUAACAAUAGCAGGGACAGGCUUCCUACAUAUAGAUUUAGUCAUCAUGAUGUACAUAAUAUCUGCUAUUCAACAAGUGAAGAUGACCAUGAGUUUACAGAACCAGAGAGUCAGAAGUGGCAGGCAGUGUUACAGCAGGCAGAGGCACUGGCAGCAGACCUCAGGCUCCAUCUGUCCCAGGGUCCUCCUGAUGAGAAGCAUGUGGAGUUGACCUUACAUCUGCAGGUGCUUCAUUCUACACUGAUCUGCUCCAAAAACUGCAAAGGAAUCACCAGUUUGACCUGGACGCCUACACCUGUCAUCUCAGAACUGAGCUGCCACAUAGAAAUCUUCUACUUGAAAGCUCAGCGUCUGUAUCCCAACAAUGGCCAUCCGUACAACCAGCUGGCCAUCUUGGCAAUAUACACGAGAAGGAAAAUGGAUGCAGUUUACUUCUACAUGAGAAGCCUGGCAGCAAGUAACCCGUUUGUGACUGCCAGGGAGAGCCUCAUGACUCUGUUCGAGGAGGUGCGAAGAAAGCUGCUGAAGAGUUUUGAGCUGAAUUUCCUUCACACACAUGGAAAACUCUUCACAAAGACUGGAAUGGAGACCUUCUCAGCAGUAGUGCAGCAGACCCUCCAUGAGUUCCAGACCCUCCUGCAGAACUCACCUUCAUCUAUAGGAAACACCAAACUGCUACAAGUCAUGGGGAUCAACAUGUUUGCUGUCAGCAACUGUGCUACUUCAGAAGGCUGGACAGAAGGAAGCAUGUCUCCUGUAGAGGAGUGUGCUGUGAGACUGGGGAUGGACAUGUUUGGUCUUCUGGUCACUACUGCAGCUCACAAUCUACAGCAACAGAGAGUCAGGGAGAGUGAACAAGAGGGCAGACCUAAUCCUGAGCUACAAGAUCUGCUGCCCAGUUUGAAAGUGUGGGCAGACUGGAUGACAUGUCAUCAGUCCAUGUGGAACCCAGCAACCAACACAUACAGCAGUAGCCCAGUUGUUAAUACCUGGACAGCACUGGCUGACCUUUGUAAUGAGUUAGAGGAGAGUGACUUGAGCACUGUCACACUGGAGGAUGACAACAGAAAAGGUUUGGAGCCAGUUGUGCUGGAAGAAGACUUACAUCUGGCGGGGUUCCAACCACUCAGCAGUCAGAUCAUCAGUGGGGUCAAAUAUGCUUCUCCAGACUCAGUUCAGAAGGGCAUUGCACAAGACACACUGAGAAAGAAGUCUCUGCAGUUAUUUGGACAGUACCUGUGUGGGAUUGAGAGUCCCAUCCUGAUGUGGGAACAUGGCAAGCAUGUGUCCAUCGUCUCUCAUCAGGAUGCAGAAGACACUGCAGGGAAGGGCAAGCUAGAAGCAGGAAAUAUGCAAGCUGAAGAAGAUAUCAUCAUUGAAGGCUACACAGAAGAGGUGGAAGAUGAUGUUGAGAUGUGGGACAAGACCAGGGGCUCCUUCCAGGAACUGAAGGCUAAAAGGGAUCUGCUGGCCAAACUUGUGGAAGAGAAGGAGAAACGGAAAAACCACAUAGAGGCUGUGCUGGAUGACCAGACGUCUGCAGUACAGAUGGAAGUGGAAGUCACUCCAUCAUUCCUGGUUCCAGACACCAACAGUUUCAUAGACUACCUGCCUGGUCUGGAGAGGCUUGUAGGCUGUCAGAUGUUCACAGUUGUGGUUCCUCUUGUUGUCAUUAAUGAGCUGGAUGGCCUGGCCCGUGGCAGCAGACCUGGACUGGACAAGGCCUCGGGACACGCACAGAAGCUACAACAAGGAGCCGUGCUCGCUGUCCAGUUUCUGGAAGAUCGCUUCAGUUGCCAUGACAACCACCUGCGAGCCUUGACCAGCAAGGGCACCAGUUUGGACACGAUUGCGUUUCGUAAUGAAGAUAUGCCAGGACAUCAGGGAAACAACGAUGAUGUGAUUCUGUCAUGCUGCCUUCAUUUCUGUCAUGAUGUGGCCAAGGACUACAUGCCUACAAAAAAGGGUGAACCCAUCAGGCUGAAGAGAGAUGUGGUCCUGUUGACAGAUGACAGAAACCUCCACCUGAAGGCUCACACACACAACGUUCCAGUCAAGGAAAUACAAGCAUUCAUUCAAUGGUCAGGCCUGUGAAAAUGGAGGCACAGCGUCGAUAUUAUUAUUAUUGUAUAAUGGACGAAUUGUCAACAAUUUACUUGCACGUUGUAAAAGACACAGUGACUAAAGAUAUUUCAUCUGUUACAUACCAUAUUGCCUUUGAUGAUUUGGAUUACGAAAUUGGAAGUAACUGUGGAUAAGUGGGGCUCUUCUCCCUGUUAAAUCUUUAAGCUAUGGAUGUCACAUGAUAUACAAUUUUAAUGAUAAUUCGGCUUUAUUCUAUUGUUAAGGUCCAUGACUAUUUUGUUUCCUAGGAACAGUACAAAAUACAUCUACCGAUAUCUACAUCCAUCAUACAUUAUUUGAUAAUUA
This is a messenger RNA of Branchiostoma belcheri (Belcher's lancelet), 4065 nucleotides long. RefSeq lists its product as uncharacterized. Gene Ontology annotation, biological process: nuclear-transcribed mRNA catabolic process, nonsense-mediated decay. Gene Ontology annotation, cellular component: telomerase holoenzyme complex. The transcript is spliced from 17 exons. NCBI's taxonomy places the organism in Eukaryota, Metazoa, Chordata, Leptocardii, Amphioxiformes, Branchiostomatidae. The coding region runs from base 67 to 3729 and encodes 1220 amino acids. Gene Ontology annotation, molecular function: telomeric repeat DNA binding; protein binding; telomerase RNA binding. The record is from RefSeq and is a predicted model, not a curated record.